This is a messenger RNA of Metarhizium brunneum ARSEF 3297, 882 nucleotides long. RefSeq lists its product as uncharacterized. The record is from RefSeq and is a predicted model, not a curated record. Lineage: Eukaryota; Fungi; Ascomycota; Sordariomycetes; Hypocreales; Clavicipitaceae. Gene Ontology annotation, cellular component: extracellular region.
AUGAAGUCUUCGUUGUUAGCCGUGGCCGCCUGUGCCGUACUGGCUGCCGCCGGUCCAUUGAAGAAGCGUGCCUUGACGACCGAAUGGGUUACGGAAUUUGUUACCGUCACCGUCACCGCAGACGACUCUGAGCCUACUCCCGAGAUUCCCGCGGUUUUCGUCGAGACCGAGGUGGUCACUCUUACUCCUUCUGCUCCCCCAAAGGUCAAGCCUACGCCUGUAUUUCCCGAUUCUCCUUCGGUAGAGAUCAAACCUUCGACUUCGACUUUUUCACCACCGCCUAAGCCCACUGUGAUUCAGCCCAAACCCGAGGUCUCAACUCCUGCCGCUCCUCCUCCUCCCGCGACGACUUCUGCUGCACCUCCUCCGUCGCCUUCAUCCGGCAACUCGGGUAGUUAUGCGGACAAAAUGGUCCAAAUACACAACGAGUGCCGUAGCAAGCAUUCCUCUCCGGACCUAAUAUGGGACCCGAAUCUUGCCAUUACUGCUGAAAAGAUUGCCAAGUCAUGUAAAUUUGCGCACCAGAUGGGUGUCGACGGUGGCAGCUAUGGCCAGAAUAUUGCAGCCGCCUCCUCCGAUAAAAACAGCAACCCGACCGAUUCUGGCGUCAACGCUGUGGGCGACAUGUGGUACGGCGAGGUGAAAAACUACACGCCGGCAUUUUAUCGCUCUGGCCCUAGCCAAGGCACUCCUCUUGGCGACUAUGGCCACUUCACCCAGGUAGUCUGGAAAGGGUCGACUAAAGUCGGUUGUGCAACUGUUUAUUGCGAUGCAGGGACAAUCUUUCAGAUGCCGUCACAAUUCACUGUCUGCAACUAUAAGACCCAAGGCAACGUCGGCGGCCAGUACCCUGAAAACGUUCUGCCGCCCAAGACGGGAUAG